Eruca vesicaria subsp. sativa (arugula) is the source of this 1050-nucleotide messenger RNA. NCBI's taxonomy places the organism in Eukaryota, Viridiplantae, Streptophyta, Magnoliopsida, Brassicales, Brassicaceae. The record is from the annotation of a GenBank genome assembly.
ACCAAGGGUAAUAAUAAUAUCCUUUCAAAACACAACUCGCAUCAACUUUUUAUCUCUUCAAUCUCUAUCUGUCUCUCUAUCGUACAAACUUUCUCUGUGGUCGGAGUUUCUGUGAGAGAUUGAAGCUAUGUCUCAGACCGUUGUUCUCAGAGUGGCUAUGUCAUGCGAGGGAUGUGUUGGAGCUGUUAAAAGAGUCCUCGGCAAAAUGGAAGGCGUGGAGUCAUUUGAUGUGGAUAUAAAGGAGCAAAAAGUGACAGUGAAAGGCAAUGUGCAGCCAGACGCUGUUUUGCAGACUGUAUCAAAAACUGGAAAGAAAUCGGCUUUCUGGGAGACAGAGGGUGAAACCGGCAAGGCCUAAAGGAGAAGCAGAUCACGUGACUCUGUUUUUAAUAAAACUUGUAUGGGAUCCUUCUUUGUUUCUGUGACUUGUGGCUUAACAUUUCUCUGUGGACCAACCUUGUUUUAGUCAUUGUAAGGGCUGUGGUUAAAACCAGUUCUUUGAAUAAUUAGGCGUCUCAUGUCCCAAAACAUACAAUCUUUCACUCUUAUUUGGUUUAACACAAUGAGUUGGGAUUAAGUAAGUUUGAGCCAAUGCAUGAAAAAAAUAUUGGGGACUAAUACUUUCGGCUUUGAAUUUGAACCAAAUAAGAGUAAAACAGAAUGACAUUUUUAACACAGUAGUGAGUAUGGAUCUGAUUAUACAACACAAUUUUGCCUAAACUAUAGGGUGUAAUGAAGCUCGAGUAGGAACCAAAAUGAUGCAGCUUUAUUUCGAUACAAAAGCAGGUCGUUGAUCCAUCUUCUAGACUGUGGGAACUACCUCAAGUUGCGGUGGUUGGUAUGGAUUGAAUAGCUGCGAGAGGAUUCACUUGGUAUGAAAACGCAAGCUUCCAGAAAUCUACAAUUGCUUUUCUCGUGGACUCCAUUUGUCUGCGAAUGAUCCUAAUACAAAACACACCACAAUAUAUGUUUUCAUCACCAUAAAUUCUGAUCAUUCAAGUACAGAGAUGUUGCUUAGAAGAAUUCUUACCGUGUUAAAGCAGCUCGUUU